Rhopilema esculentum is the source of this 4279-nucleotide messenger RNA. Its product is annotated as histamine H2 receptor. Gene Ontology annotation, molecular function: G protein-coupled receptor activity. The record is from RefSeq and is a predicted model, not a curated record. NCBI's taxonomy places the organism in Eukaryota, Metazoa, Cnidaria, Scyphozoa, Rhizostomeae, Rhizostomatidae. Gene Ontology annotation, cellular component: membrane. Gene Ontology annotation, biological process: G protein-coupled receptor signaling pathway.
UUCUUGAAAAAAUAUUAAACUGCUUGCAAUUUUGAUCAUUUACUCAAAAGCAAAAUUUUGCAAAACACAGCUUCCUUUGAUAAACUGCCAAAUGUGUUUGCAACCAAGUUCUGAAUUUUUAAGCUAAUGUAACGAGAGGUUUUAGCGUUUCCCUGGGGAUAAGGUUAUCGCAGCGAAAAAACUUCUCGCUAGCAUCUAUCGUAAUAUACAGUGUUGAGUAAGAACCAAACUUGUUCUACGCUGUCACGUUUAGGUGGGUUGCAUUGCUUUGCGGAGCAUUUAGGGAAGAAGGUAGGCCAUCUAAGGGCUCAUCUUUGUUGUAAAAGGUGUCGAGCCUUUUCACAGGGGUAGAUAAACCCUAUAUGUCUCCCGCAUCCUCUGUGGCACCAACUUUUCACUCAAUUCGUCUAUGCCUCCAACAAAUUCAUUGCUUUAAUAAUUGCUGUCCUUCUAUCAGAAAAAAUUUCUCUCAUUCAAUUUAUAAAUGAAUAUUAACAUUUGCAGUUACAAUGAAGCACUCAUUCGAUUCGUUUUACACUGUAUACAUUGUCAACAAAGUACUACCAUUCAGGGGGGUUUGGAUAUAAUUUCUUAUAAGCUUUUCGUUAUCACUUGCCUGAGUAACAAGGCACAUAUUUAGAGCCAAUCUGUGUGUACUGAUUAAAUCUGUGUGACAAAAAAAUAACGGGGCUCACGUACCAAAACCGGGGCUUAAUAACCUUUUCAUUUUGCAACCAAGGCCCACUGACAAGCUUAGGUCACAAAGUUUUCAGCAAACUUCAGAAUUUCAAUUCAGUUCUAAAUAAGACAGGAAAAAUUAUAUGUGGCUCAAGAGAAAGUUCGAGUAGACGGCUGUUAGAUCCAAACUGGUGGGGAUAGUAAAAUAAUUUCCUCAAACAACUGGAUUGCAUCAAGUGUCAUCUAACCUUAGACUCAGAGCCUAUAUAAUUGUUUCAAGGCAAGGCCAAAAUAGGUAAGGCCCCAAUUUGCUUUGAGGGGAUGUAGAGAUGAUGACACGCCUGCCUGGUACUGAUUCGAUCACAGCUUCCCACUAAAAAAAAUGUUUGCUUCCUUUCAAAAGCAGCGAAAAUUGACAAUAUUCUUUAAAGUCGAUAGGUGUGUUCAUAAAGAAAACUGCGAUAGUGUAUAACAAAAAGAUGCCUAUUAUGUUCUUAUGAAACUAUUUAACAAAGAUCCUUUGUGGCCAGAGCCUUGUGAAGACAUAAAGCUUCCUGUAUGAAUCUUGUACUUCUUGGUGGAAUGAAAAACAUAAACAAGACUUAAGCGCCAUUCGGUCUUAAAUGCACAAUUAAUAGGGAUAAAAAGAAACUGCUAAAGAAAUGAUGAUAAAUAUUGAUUUUUCAGCAGAAAGAGAAAAGAACACAAUUGCAGACCAACUAUCUAAGGCAAAUAUCGGCUUUGAAACUGUUAUUCCCUUCAAUAUAGACAGAAACCGAUGUAUGAAUGUAAAGACAAAAGCAGUUACAAAUAAAAUGUCGAUGACACGCCAUAACGCAUCAAGAGAACAUUUUCUCCAUGGCUGCGACGGCGAAGUGAAAGGCCUAGCUGCUUAUGUUCCAGCUUAUACAUAUGGUAUUUUCUUGAUUUUACAACUCGUACUUUCGGUGUUCGGUAACAUUUUAGUAUGUCUCGCAAUAAUUCGCUUUCAUCACUUGCGAACCCUUACGAACUCGUUUAUAUUCUCCCUUGCGGUUACGGAUCUACUAACGCCGUUCGCACGCGUGCUGUCGAUUGCCAUCGCAAUGUUCCGACAGCAAUGGGUAUUCGGCUGCGUUUGGUGCCAAUUAUCUUCUGUGCUUGGGGUUUUCCUUUGCGCCUCGUCGAUAAUGCAUUUGUGCGCAAUCAGCAUCGAACGGUUUAUCGUUAUUCGCUGGCCGUUGCGACAACAUCACUUCCUAACCAAGAAGCGAGUAACAGUCGUGUUGGUGAAUAUAUGGAUAACGGCACUUGUUUUAUCAUUGUUUCCUUACUUCGGAAUCGUUCACUUGGCAUUUAACGCGGAGCUUCUCGACUGCGAGAUAUCUUGGAACAAGAACCCAGUAAUGGCAGUUCUACUAACUUGCUUCUUUUUUCUACUUCCACUACUUUUAAUAACUGUUACAUACUACUAUAUAUUCCAAGAGGUAAAAGUACAAACUAAGAAAAUCAGCUCGUUGCAAAUAACACAAUCGCCAGACAAUGGAAAAGAAAGAAAGGUGACAAUAAGCUCCAAACUGCGCAUCGGUCGAAUUCUUCGUCAAGAGCUUAAAGCAGUUAAGAUUAUCGUCGUUGUUAUCGGAUUGUUUUUCGGCUUGUGGUCGCCUUUGUUCGUUGUUACGAGCAUCCGUGCUUACGCGCCUGACACAGUCUCGGGUGAUGUUCAGCGUUUGGCAUUCGCGUUGGCGUAUUUGAAUUCAGGUUGCAACUGGAUAGUCUACAGUAUAAUGAAUAAGGAAUUUCGGGCCGUGUUUAAACGCAUGUUGCUUCCGGUAUACUCCUGUUUCUCUAAACGUACUCGGCAUUCAACGGGACAAGUCGGUUACGAUUUGCCUGAUGCUUGCGCAAGAAGCGCUGUUUCAGUGAAAUCUAAGCCCUCCACCUCGGGAUCAUUAGCACAGCUUCAAGCACAGGCUCCUGCAAAUAACAUCAACAACAACUUUUUAGCUGCGACACCCAAGCAUGUUCCUGUUAAAGUAGCAGAAAAAGAUCGCCAAGGUUUCACUGCCGGAGAAGAUCGCCAAGGUUCCGCAGCAAAAAAAGACCGCCAAAGUUCCACUGCAGAAGAAGAUCGCCCGGAUUCCUCGACAGUAGAAAAUUUUCAAGUCUCUACUUCAGAACAUAGGGACCAACUAGAGGUGACCAAGUCACAGACUUAAAGAAACUGUAAUAUUUACUGUGUGUUUUCAGUACAAUUCUAGCCUGAAUCAUAACGGAAUAGAAAUAUGGUGCACCUCAAGAUUACCCUUUAGGACAUUUUUUGUUCAUUUCACAAGUAACUCGAGGUUUUGGAAAAACAGUAAUAAACUAACAAUACAAAUUCCAACAUUCUACCUUAGUGGUAUUAUACUACUGGUAUAUAAAAUAUAAUGAAGAAGAUUUGAGAAAUUUGGUAAACUACCGUCCUGAAACUCGUUACCUAGCUAUCAACGCUAUAAAAUUUACCAAAUCAUAAAAAUCAGUUGAAAUUUUCAUAAAAAUUACCCAGUUUCAUCGAGUUGUUGUAAACAAUGAAAUAUAAACUUUAAGUUUUUAAAAUUAUCUCAACUUUAAUGAGGGUGUCUAAAAAACCCUUAUAAAAAACCCUUAAGGGACCAGUUCACUUGUUUGCAAAUGAAAAGCACUUGAAAGCAACAGAUUAUGCAGGAAUGAAAGGAUUUCGAGAAUAAAUUGGCUCUUUGAUUCUGUGGAAAACAUGAAGCACAUUCCACUGCCGAGAUCGUUUAGUUUAUCAUAUAAAGCAAUGCCAAAGGGGGCAAAUUAGAAAUACAGACAAAAAAGGUUGGAAAUUACAAAAGCCUGUACGACAUCCUUGUUCACAAACGGAGUGUUUUUCAAUGCUUUUUGUCGCCGUUCUUGGUGUUUGUUAAAGUUCAUGUCACGAUUCUUUUGUCACCGUUCUUGGUAUUUGUUGAUAUUUAUGUAUCAGUCGACAAUGAUCUACAUUGUUCUAGGUUUAAACCUCUUUUGAGGAAAAUAAAAUGUCAAUGACCAUUCGAUCAACUACCGAGAAAUCUAUGUGACAAAUCAGUGUGGCAAUCUAUGUACAGCCAGCAUGCCAAUUCCAUUAGGCCCUUGUCCUUUCAGGAUUAAAAAUUAAAAACUCAAAGAAUAAGUCUUACAAGACAAUGGCUUGCUGAAAAUUUGUUCGAUGUACGUGAUGUGUUUCGAAUCUCUAACUACUAGGCCAGCUUUGAAGUUUAUUCCCAGUUGUAAAGAAUCAAAACCUCCAUAAGGAUUUAGAUACAUUAAGAAGCAGCUUUUCUCUAAGAUUAAGCUCGUCAUAAAUAAAGUUCAAAUUGGUUCAAAUAACAGGCUUAUAGCGGCCUUGUGUAAUAGCCCUGCCCGGCUAAUUAGAGUUAAAACAUUUAAAUAAACACGCAAACUUCGGAGAUUCUUCGUUAUCUAUUCCGUCUAUUAAAAAAUACUACACAGUCGAUGCGUUCGCAGUUCUUUCUGUUCUCGCAGUCUUCUAUUUCUAAUCCUUUUUCAAAUCAGGGGGUUGCAUCUAGAUCAAUUUUUACAAUGUUAAUUCCUAAUAUCCACACUUGCUGCACCAUUU